GUUUGACCAUUCCACAUUGGAAAUUGGAAUGACCACAAGUCAUCUAGAUUCUAGAUCGCUUGGUGUUCUUCAGUCACCACUCAACAGGAUGCCGUUCCUUCUCAAACAAAAGGAGAGCUGGAGCACAUCGACCAUGUCUCCAUCUUGCCACUUGCUGAAGCAGACAUCCUUCCAGAGCUCUUCUAACCAUUGACGAAUUUUGACGUCAGAUCUACUCCGUUUCCUUUCCUUUUCUUCUGGUGUGAUUAUGAACUGGUCUCGACGAAUUCAUGCCUGCUGCUUUGCUUUUCCUCUUUGGUUGUAGAUUAUCAGUCAAAGCUUGAAGGCUGAGGAAUGAUACUUCAGUUUCUGCUAUCUGCCCUCUUCCUCAUCACUGGAAUUUCAGCCGAUGAAUCGCCAGAUAUUACAGUAAUAGUUAGGGGAUCUGAUUUAUUAGCUGAGGUUGAUGACAGUUUUGUGUGUGCGACUCUUGAUUGGUGGCCUCCUGAGAAAUGCAACUAUAAUCAGUGUCCUUGGGGACAAGCUUCAGUUCUCAAUCUGAACUUGACUCAUCCAUUCCUAGCUAAAGCCAUCCAAGCUUUCGAUCCUUUGCGAAUACGCAUUGGAGGCUCAUUGCAAGACAAAGUGGUGUAUGGAGUCCCUAGUUUGGAGUCUCCAUGUCUUCCUUUUUCGAAGUCGACUGGUUUGUUUGGUUUCUCUCAAGGGUGCUUGAGCCUCGCAAGGUGGGAUGAGCUAAAUCUUCUAUUUGAGAAGGGAGGUGCAAUUAUCACAUUUGGUUUGAAUGCGCUAAACGGAAGGGAUAGUCUCGACAAUGGAAUGUGGGUAGGCAAUUGGAACUCCACGAAUUCUCGUGAGUUCAUCGAGUACACGAUUUCGAAAGGAUAUCAGGUUGAUUCAUGGGAAUUCGGGAAUGAAUUGAGUGGAAGAGGUGUUGGAGCAAGGGUCAGUGCUGAACAAUAUGCACAAGAUGUGAUUGAACUUAAAGCCCUUCUCAAGGAGUUAUAUCGAGAUUCGCAUACAAAGCCAAUUCUUGUUGCCCCUGGAGGAUUCUUUGAUCAGCAGUGGUAUGCUCAGCUUCUUCAGGAUUCAGGUUUAGGAGUCGUCGAUGCAUUGACACAUCAUGUGUACAAUCUUGGUGGAGGUGAUGACUCCCAUAUUGAAAGCAAAAUAUUGAACCCCUGGUACUUGAGUCAGACGGCAACCGAUAAAUUCCGAAACCUCCAACUGACUAUAGAAAGACAUGGACCAUGGUCCAGAGCUUGGGUUGGUGAAGCAGGUGGUGCAUACAACAGUGGAAAUCGUCAAGUAUCAAACAAAUUUCUCUAUAGCUUUUGGUACUUGGAUCAACUUGGUAUGGCAUCCAAGUACAACACCAAGGUUUAUUGUAGACAGACCUUGAUCGGCGGAAACUACGGGCUCCUUGACACAAACACUUUCGUCCCAAAUCCUGAUUACUACAGUGCAUUGUUGUGGCACCGGCUAAUGGGGAAGGGAGUUCUUUCUAUUGAUAUGAGUGGCUCAUCUUAUUUGCGAGCUUAUGCGCUUUGCGCGAAACGAAAGUCAGGCAUAACUCUGCUCCUGAUCAACCUGAGCACAUCCAUCAAGUUCAGUGUGACCGUUCGAAACGAUCUCAACGUCCUUCUUGCCGAAGGAGGCGGCAUUCAGUGGGACAAUGUCUUCAUCCGCACUCUAAAGAGAACAGUCUCCUGGAUUGGGAGGAAAGCAUCAGAUGAAUCAGUGCACAGAGAGGAGUAUCAUUUAACUGGAGCUGAUGGAAAUUGUUUGAGCCAAACUGUGCUGUUGAAUGGCAAUCCGUUGGAGCUUGUCGAUGGAGAAAUUCCACAACUGGUUCCUGUUUAUGCUCCGGCCAACUCCCCCGUAAAGGUUGAUCCUUUGUCUAUUGCAUUUGUGGUCUUCCCCAACUUUGAAGCUCAAGCUUGUAGUUCAUGAGUUUGGUCAAGUAAAAGGUGUAUAUAAUUGAUAUGUUUAGGGAUCAAAGAAAGUACAUGUAAGUGCAUAGAAAAUUUUAACAGUAUAUAAUAAUGGGCAAAAGUCCAGAAGGUACCCUUUUUUUUCAAAUCAUAAAAGGACGAUCCAUUUUUAUUUUUGCUUUUC
Messenger RNA from Zingiber officinale, 2115 nucleotides. Its product is annotated as heparanase-like protein 2. The record is from RefSeq and is a predicted model, not a curated record. Bases 334 to 1950 code for a protein of 538 amino acids. NCBI's taxonomy places the organism in Eukaryota, Viridiplantae, Streptophyta, Magnoliopsida, Zingiberales, Zingiberaceae. The transcript has 10 exons. Gene Ontology annotation, molecular function: beta-glucuronidase activity. Gene Ontology annotation, cellular component: plant-type cell wall; membrane.